Balaenoptera ricei (Rice's whale) is the source of this 315-nucleotide messenger RNA. RefSeq names its product ribosome biogenesis protein SLX9 homolog. Bases 1 to 315 code for a protein of 104 amino acids. The transcript has a single exon. The record is from RefSeq and is a predicted model, not a curated record. NCBI's taxonomy places the organism in Eukaryota, Metazoa, Chordata, Mammalia, Artiodactyla, Balaenopteridae.
AUGGGGAAAGUGAGGGGCCUGCGGGCCUGGGUGCACCAGGCUGCCGUGAGGCCCACAGGGGAGGCCACGCCCGACCCCGGGCCCCCCACACGGGAGGCAGCCCCUCUGCAGGCCUCGGCUGGCGGAGUCGUGGGGACGGAGUGGGCCUUCAUGAAUGCCAGUGUCUUUGCUGGGACCACGAAAGACCCCAGUGCCUUGGUGCAGAAGCUGGGCAUGGACGCAAGGGGCACCACCUCCAUCAGGAGAGGUGCCAAGGCCACGGCGGUUUUGCCCAAGAAGGAGAAGCUGAAGCUGAGGCGUGAGAGGUGGCUAUAG